This is a messenger RNA of Triticum urartu, 992 nucleotides long. The record is from RefSeq and is a predicted model, not a curated record. NCBI's taxonomy places the organism in Eukaryota, Viridiplantae, Streptophyta, Magnoliopsida, Poales, Poaceae.
CCUCCAGAUUUCAGAAUCCCACCCAACAUCCUCCCCCACCCUCCAGCAAGUUCCUUCUCUAUCUUCCUCACAUCCUCCCCCACCCUCCCUGCUCGAGAUGGACCCCGCCGUGGAGCGCCUCAAGACCGGCUUCGAGAAGUUCAAGACCGAGGUCUACGACCAGAAGCCGGAUCUCUUCGAGCCCCUCAAGGCCCACCAGUCACCCAAGUACAUGGUGUUCGCGUGCGCUGACUCACGCGUGUGCCCGUCCGUGACCCUGGGUCUGGAGCCUGGCGAGGCCUUCACGGUCCGCAACAUCGCUGCCAUGGUCCCGUGCUACUGCAAGAACAAGCACACUGGUGUCGGGUCGGCCAUCGAGUACGCCGUCUGCGCCCUCAAGGUUGAGGUCAUCGUGGUGAUCGGCCACAGCCGCUGUGGCGGGAUCAAGGCCCUGCUCAACCUCAAGGAUGGCGCCGACGACACCUUCCACUUCGUCGAGGACUGGGUGAGGAUCGGGUUCCCAGCCAGGAAGAAGGUCAAGGAUGAGUGCUCAGAAAUGUCUCCCGAGGAGCAGUGCGGCGUCUUGGAAAAGGAGGCCGUCAACGUGUCCCUCCAGAAUCUGAGCACCUACCCGUUCGUCAAGGAGGCUGUGGCCAACGGAACCCUCAAGCUGGUCGGCGGCCACUACGACUUUGUCUCCGGCAAGUUCGACACAUGGGCGCUGUAAAUAAUCUCGCAACCCAUCGCUCAUCUCCUACAUAUAUCAUAUCAAAUAUACCGUGGGACCGAUGAUCCAUCGUUGUGAACGCCAUGGAGCAUUCACCUGCUCGUUAUUUUCCAGCAGUAGUGAACGCCGGAUGGCUAGAUGUCAAUUCUGUAAUAAGGGAUCAAAUCUUCCGUGGCGGAAUUAUUGUAAAAAUUAUUACUGUGGGAUGCAUAAUUUGAUCGCCAUGUGAUCAAAAGAUAUUAGAUGCAAUUUCAUUAAUAUUUUCAUCAAUUAUUUACCUUCUUAC